Dunckerocampus dactyliophorus (ringed pipefish) is the source of this 10340-nucleotide messenger RNA. It is a transcript of the gene gatad2b, whose product is annotated as GATA zinc finger domain containing 2B. The coding region runs from base 147 to 2102 and encodes 651 amino acids. Gene Ontology annotation, molecular function: zinc ion binding; sequence-specific DNA binding. Gene Ontology annotation, cellular component: NuRD complex. The record is from RefSeq and is a predicted model, not a curated record. Gene Ontology annotation, biological process: negative regulation of transcription by RNA polymerase II. The transcript has 11 exons. Lineage: Eukaryota; Metazoa; Chordata; Actinopteri; Syngnathiformes; Syngnathidae.
GAGGGAGCGAUCGUCUGCUAGGCCCAAUCAUCGGCUCAGUGCCGCCUGCCGGUGCCGGGGACUGGUGGUGAGGAUUCGCAGCAGCGCGUCAGGACCGGACCGUGAACCCGGAGACGGUACACACUGAGGCGAAAGCAAGACACAGGAUGGAGCAGAUGUCAGAGGAGGCGUUAAGGCUAAACCUGCUAAAACGAGGCCUGGAGUCGCCCAGCGAACGAGAGGAGGCCCUAGCUAAGCGCCUGAAAAUGGAGGGCCACGAGGCUAUGGAGCGCCUCAAGAUGUUGGCGCUGCUGAAACGCAAAGAUCUAGCGGACCUGGCCGCCCUGGAAGUCGCCGGUCCUCUGGGAGACGGGAAGGGGCCCGGCGCUAGCACGCUCCACCAUCAGAGCUUAAUGGGCGCCACUUACGAGGAGAAGCUCAAUGGGAGCCUGAGACUGGGAGGACAUGGCGGCCAUGUUGGACCGAGUAAGAACGGGAAGGAGAACAUGCUAGAUGAGCCAGUGGAUAUGAGCGCCGGGCGGAGAUGUGACACGGACCACGACAGAAGAACUCCUUCCCCAGACGUCAUCAUUCUGUCAGACAACGAAGCAUCCAGUCCCAGAACAACGCCUCGUCCCGAAGAGCGCCUGAACCACGCAAACCUGGAGAUGUUCAGGGGCAAGACCGGAGAGGAGAGGCAGCAGAUGAUCAAAGCCCUGAGAGAGGAGUUGCGUUUGGAGGAGGCUCGCCUCGUGCUGCUGAAAAAGCUCCGUCAGAGUCAGAUGCAGAAGGAGAAUGUGGUGCAGAAGGUACCGGUGGUCCAGAAUGCUGCCGCUUCUGGCCAGCCUCCUUCCAUGCACAGCUCCCCUGGCCUGGGGAAGCUUCCAGUACGACCAGGCCUGCACAACACGGAGCCCCAGAACCUCCGCACUGCACAGGGUCACACAGUCAUCAGAUCAGGAGCCAACGCCAACCUGCCGCCGAUGCUGAUGUCGCAACGGGUGAUAGCACCCAACCCUGCCCAGCUGCAAGGCCAGCGGCUCUCCUCCAAGCCCGGAAUGGCUCGCUCCAGCAGCAUGGGCAACGCCGUAAGCUACCAGCAGGCCAGCCAGCAGGUGGCAGCAUCCCAGCGAUCAGCCUCCAGUGCCAUGUACAUGAACCUCGCGCACAUGCAAGCAGCAGCGGGGGCUAGUGGGGUGGCGGGCGGCCUGGGCGGAGCCUCAGCCGUCAGUCCGUCCACCCUGUCCGGCUCGGCCAGCGGGGGCGUGAACUCCAUGGCCGACCAGGCCAGCAGCCAGGCUGCCGCGAAGCUCGCCCUGAGGAAGCAGCUGGAGAAAACGCUGUUGGAGAUCCCACCGCCGAAACCCCCUGCCCCGCUCCUCCACUUCCUGCCUUCGGCCGCCAACAGCGAGUUCAUCUACAUGGUGGGCCUGGAGGAGGUGGUGCAGAGCGUCCUGGACAGUCAGGGUAAACUCCGGGGGACGCUUUCCCGUAUGGAGCCCUUCUUCUGCGCCCAGUGUCGAACCGACUUCACCCCCCACUGGAAGCAGGAGAAGAGUGGUCGGAUUCUCUGUGAGCAGUGUAUGAUGUCCAACCAGAAGAAGGCUCUGAAGGCAGAGCACACUAACAGGCUGAAGAAUGCCUUUGUGAAGGCCCUCCAGCAGGAGCAGGAGAUCGAACAGAGACUGCAGCAGGCGGCCCUCUCGCCCAGCUCAGCCCCGAGUGGCCCCAACGCCUCCAAGACCGACUCCCUGAUUCGACAUCAUGCUCUGCGCCAGACUCCACAACCUCAGGCCUCUCUGCAAAGGGGUCUGUCCAACUCUGCACGGGGUGUCCUGUCUAACUUCGCCCAGGCCUCCCAGCUGUCGGUGGCCAGCAGUCUGAUGGGGAUGAGCAGCGGAAAGCACUGUGGCAGCGGUGGAGGCAACAGCAGUAGCAGCAACAGACUGCAGCACGACAGCCGUCGCCAGAUCUACAACAUCCCAGGGUUAAAUAUCGCUUAUCUGAACCCCGCCGCAGUGGGCGCCCAUAAGAACUCCAGCUUAGCAGACCGUCAGAGAGAGUACCUGUUGGACAUGAUCCCACCUCGAUCCAUAUCGCAGUCCAUCACCGGACAGAAAUGAGCCCGAUGGCCCAACAGAGGACGCCUUGCCCCAGGCCCUAUCGUCCUACCCCACGCUGAAGCACUCCGACGUCAGCCAAUAUAGCCCCUCCCCCGUGCCCCCAGGCCCCACCCAUCGCAUGCAGUGCCUGUCCAUGUGCCUACCUUCAACCGACCCAUGGAGCCGACCCAAUAAAGCCGCCAGGUCACGCAAAGACAAUAAAAUGUCAGCGCAUUUCAAAUUUAGCCACAUAGUGAAAUUCUUCUUCCCAUUAUUAGCACUAUUAUUAUAAACGCUUUCUUUUUGCUUCCAUUACUAUUACUCAUUAUGCUUUUUUUUAUUUGACAAGUAUUCCUUUUAUGUUUUUUCUGCUGUCAUUCCUUGAUUGAGGAAAGUGACAAUGAAUCAUUGUAAGGUCACUUUAGACCUUUUUUUUUGUUUGUUUUUAUUGCUCCGCUCAGAUAUGAAGCUUGGAUUGGAGUCACGCUAGUAACAGAAGAUCAACAGGGUGCAUUCUGGUUACUAUGCAACUUGAGAGCUUUGUAUUCAACGCCGUACGAAGGUUUCCAAGUGGAGAAUCUGGACAGUAAGUAAUAUCCAGUUGCUCUUCAAAAGAGGAUGAAGACGCUGUUUCUACAAGAUUAGAAAGAUGGCUCAAGACACGGAGGACGUCGGCAUUCUCAUCACCUCAUGGAGAAUAUUCCAUUCCAGCCAGCAUCACUGCUAACCAACUGGAAAUGACAAAAGGGUGCAGGCGAAUCCUAACGUCAUCACGACUUUUCCUUUUGCUCCCCUGUCAAGCACCGCCACUUGGCUCCAGAUUCCUUCCCUUCCAUGAUGGAUGUACACGGGAUGGUUCUGGCCAUCGGGACCGAGCUGUCAGGAUUUGGGAUCUUUGCAAGCCACAGACUUCUCCCGGAUUUAGAGCGAAGAAGACGGCUGACGCCCCUCCUGCUUCCAUCUUCCCAACCACACCACCCUUAACUACCUUUGGUUAUGCAGAGACUGGACGCUUUCCACCCAGCACCAACCUUCUUGCAACGUGACUCUGGAAGGUGGAAGCACAUUUUUGUGCAGCCGAACACACAAACCUUGAACUCUGGAUCAUUUGCUUAUGUUUGGCUUUAGAUUUUCUGAUUCUUAGCCCCCCGCCACCUCUAAAUACUUGUUUUUUCUCUUUCUUUUUAUUAUUUUUUUGGACUUUUUUGCGGCGUCUCUUCUUGAAAUGUUGGCGUACCUGAGAGGUAUUAGCCUUCGGGAGACGAUAAUAAUCAAGAAAGCUAAAAACAAAAAAAACUAUUGAAAAUCUGUAUGGAUUAUGUAUAGAUACCUAGCAUCAGAGGCAGAAAAAAAGGAUGUGGAUUAUAUCUUUUAUGGGAGAGACAUGGAUCAAUCAUUGUGUGCAUGUUCUGCGCACAAGUUGCCUCACUCCAGAGGAGCACUUUGCAUAUUUCCAAUUGGAAAAAAAAAACAAAACUUUUUUUUUUUUUUUAAAGAGGAAAAGAAUGUUACAUUAAGGGUCUCUUAAGGUCUGGAAGCUGGCUGAUGGCCGAUCAGAGAGUCACGGGUUGUAUGGUUUACUACAUGUGCUUUUGCGGUUUUCACCUCUAAAUGUUGGACCUCAUGUUGCAUGUCGCUGCUCAUGGAGAAGCAGGAGUACACUCACAAGUCUCCAAGUAUACACUCGUGGUCUUUGGACCAAAGCAUAUUCACAAGCUUGAUUCUGGCUCGUAAGAAUCCAGCUACUUCCCCGUUUCCACUGCACGGUAUCAUCUUUAUGACCCCGGUUUGGGCCGGCCAGUCGUCUAAAACCAUGCCUCACUGGUUGCAUCAGUCGGAUCCAUACGCAUAAAGACAACAGUGGUGGACAAAAAAGGUCUGCUUUUUGACUUUACAUCCAUCUAUCCAUUUUCUUCCGCUGGUUGGGGCGUGGGACGAGAAGCCCAGACUUCCCUCUCCCCAGCUACUUUGUCCAGCUCCUCGGAUCCUGAGCGUUCCCAUGCCAGCUGAGAGACAGCGCCUCUCCAAUGUGUCCUGGGUCUUCCCCAAGGCCUCCUACUGGUCAGACGUGCCCUGAACAUCUCCCCAGGGAGGCGUCUGGGAGGCAUUCUGACCAGAUGCCGGAUCUGGCUCCUUUCAAUGUGGAGAAGCAGCAGCUCUACUCAGACUUCCUCCUGGCUGACAAUGCUUCUCACCCGACAUGUAAGAGAGGGCCCAGCCACCCUACAGAGGAAAGUCGUUUAGGCUGCUUGUACCCGCGACCUUGUCCUUUUGGUCACUAUCCUAGGUGGGGGGUAGUAACAUAGAUCGACCGGCCUUCCUUUUGGCUCAGCUCCCUCUUCACCGCUGGACUAAUGCAGACUCCCCAUCACUGCAGACGUUGCACCAGUCCACCCGUCGAUCUCGCAAAGACCCGAAGGUCCUCCACUCCAACCCAGAGCUGGCGCCCAAUGAGUGACUGUUUUUGUCACGCCCCUUUCGCUUCAACUGAACAGGUACUGGAAGUACUUGCCCAUGGAAAUGUAUCUGUUGCGAGUGGCGCCAUGCAGUGGAAAAGGGACGUACCUGGCCAUGUUAUAUACUGGGAUCGCUGGAGAGAACAAGCAGAAAUGUUUUUUUAUAUAAGUUCAUUUAACAGUGUUCAAGUCCGACUCCUUACACGCCCAUACAGUACAACUAAGCUGAGCUUGCACCUCCCCUCCUUUGCCUAUCGCUUGGUCUUCACACUAAAGCAUUAGUGGUUAGUUGGACACCAUGGAGACAAUAACUUCAGAGGCUGCAUUUUAGAGGAAAGCAAUUAUAUCGGAAAGCAAUACACUCGUCUCUGUCCUGCACCCAAUUCCAAGGGUCACCGCUGUGCUAAUGUGCCCGUUCAUAACCCAAAGGCUCUUUGGCGCACCGCAUGCCUGAAAGACCUUCCAAUAUGGUUGGUGAAAGCGUCAAAAGAGCAUACUGUGCAUUUAAAAUGUAGGUAUUUCACGCCAUUUUCUGGUACCCGCCAAGUCAAAGCCCUUUGGAGCAGCAGGCUGGCUGAAGCCCCCGUGUUGGGACAUGUUGGUCAACAGGGCCACAGCAGCUCAUUUGGUUGGAUCCGCGGCAUUUACUCAUGGAAAGCGUAACCCUUACAAUAUUACCAUUUGUGAAUGCGAUGUACAAGAAAUGUAUGUUGAAGCGAGCAGACACACUUGGUAGAGCAGCCUUUGUGAUCAUGCUGACCGUCACCGUGCAGGAAUGCCAGUACUGUAUGUGUACCCUACCAACCACUUUGGUACAGUGUCUAAAAGGGUGGCGCUAGACACACGUUGGUACGUGCACGUGCGUGGACAUGGGAGUUGCAUGCCAAAUAGAGCCAAGACGAAAUGCUGGCCGUGGUCCGUUGUUGUUCCUCGUUGUCAGUCGUUGAAUUCAUUGUCGUGUCGCCACGGUUCACAUCAUGACGACUGACUAGCACCAUGUCAGCCAGAACACGUGCCAGAUGAACCACACCGUGCUUAGCUAAACGAAACACGGCUUAGGUCGCCAUUGGUAAAGCCUCCGCCCCAUUGCGGUCUGAAAAAGCAGGCUGCGCUGUGUGUGUUUCGGACGUUACUCAUACUGUCCUAGCUUAAAACUGGGAUUUGCCGUCGUAUGAUGGAUCUGACGGGAAGGUUAAACGGCACAAUCGGACAGGGCCUUAAAGCACUCCCUUUGAACUGGGGUUGUGUUCACGCUUGUCACGUUUGCUCUGAUUAAUGCUGCGUUCAUGCUUUUGCUUUGGCACUCAAAUACGCUACGCCGAGCAUUCACACCGGAGUGUUUGUCACGCAGUCAAGUGAGGCUUGAUUAGGCGGCUUUCAUGACACAUGACGUGACGUAACUCUAAAUAUUUCUAACUCUACGUGAAAAAUACGGUAAUGCCUCCUUUAUGGCGGUUUAUUGGUUCCACACCCGACCCUGAUAAGUGAAUUCCCACCAGGUACGAUUCCUUAUGGAAUAUAGAAAACCCUUUACGACCCUCUAAAUAUGGGUUUUAAUAUUAUUAGAGCCCUCUAGACAUCAAAUAACACCCAUAUAGUCACCUUUACACUCCUAUACCCAAUGUAGUAGACAUAAGAGAAAAUAAGACAUAAUAUCGACUCACAUUCCUUGUUCCUUUUACUUUCUGUACAGUACUUCCAUCAGUGUAACAUUACUGACACCUAGUGACCAGUGUAGAAUACUACACAUCAUCACAACGUCUUUGUAUGGAUCUUCUGGAUGCCUUGUAUUUGAACUUUACUACAUUUAGUCGUGGUUAUGCUUGAAAAUCCUUCAUUUCGGACAAAAUACAUAUAAUUUGCAUAAAUGUGCAUAUUGAAAUACUGAAAUAAAUUAGCUUUCCAAAAUAUAACUCAUUGAGUGUGCCUGUACCCGCAUACUGUUAAGAAUAUGUGUACUGAAUACACACACUACAGUACUCCCUCGCCACUGUGCACUUCAAAUUUUGCGGCUUCACUCACCAAAAUAUAUUGAUGAAUGAAUGACGUAAAAUGCAAAUAUAAGGCAUUCAGAAGAUGCAGUCAAAGAUGUAGUAUUCUACACUGGUCAGUAGGUGUCAGCAAUGAGAUAAUAGCCACCGCAGGAAGUACUGUGUAGAACGGGAAGUAAAAGAACAAGGAGCUCUCCCAGUGCUAACAUGUGAGUCUGUUAUGUCUUAUGUGUUUUAUGAUCUCUUGUUAUGUCUGCUAUAUUCUCUAAAGGUGUCUAUAGGGGUGUUAUUUCAUGUCUAGAGGGCUCUAAUCAUCUUUAAAAGCAUAUUUAGAAGGUGGUCAACAGGUUUUCUGUGCUCUUAACUACCAAAGUAUUCCAUUAAUCAAUAAGGAAGCCUACCUACUUUGUGGAAAUUCACUUAUCACGGGUGGGUCCCGUGAUAAGUGAAUUGUCCCUUGCAUAUUCAGUGAUGUCUUUCCUCUGCUUGAAAUCGUUAAUAAUUUGUUUGUUUUAUGGUAACUUAAACAGAAAGUGGUUUGAUGGCGCUAUCUGCAGCUAGAAACCCAGCAGAGGAAGCUGUCUCACAAGUUAAUUCACUCAACAUUUCCCAGCAGGCCGAUGUUUUUGACAAAACGUGAUGUGGAACUGCAUGUUUUGUACGUACAGUACUGUAUACUGUAUGCUUGCCAUUGGUUUUUCAUGUCUACUGCUACAUUUAAAAUGCAUUUAAUAACUGAGAGGCGCAUUAUAAGAUUUAUUAGUCAUUUUAGGCUUUUUUUUUAUGAGUGCGACCAUUUUCGCCAUUUGUCGGGGGUUUUGGAACAUAGCCCUCAUGAAUAACGAGCUGUACUACACAUAAAAUAACACAAUUAUCUAACCAAGCAUAAACAGUUGAGUUCAGUAAUACAUCACAAAUGCAGUCCAGUCAGGAUGUGUGAGUGUGUUUACUGUACGUAGGUUUUUAUGAAUGUCCAAUGAUGCUAAAAUCCUUUCAAUGUGAAUGCUAAUCAGAGCAAAGUGCACAACUUGCGCAGUAAAGCUAGUUUUAGCAGCCGCGGCGUCAUGAAAAGUUUCUCAAAUGUGCUUUUAAAAGUAACAGGAGUGGUUUUCGUAGCGCUCUGUGGUACAUUCAUCUUUUUAUGCAAGUCAUUCUCGUCAGGAUUUGACGAAUUGGCUAAUGGCAAAUUAGCUAUUAGCCAACCUGCGUGACGCGUGAACACCACGUUAAAUGUGGUCUGGGAUGUGUUUCUGUGCUUUCUGUCAGGUCCAACGCAGGCCCGGCUGUAAAAACUGAGCUCCAAAGGUCGUGACUCGGCGGUACUUGAUGUUGAACCGCAUAAUUAGCAUAUAUUAGCACUUAAGCUAACCUACUGAACACCACUGGUGUUCGCUAGCUAGUAUGACACUGAUGCUUGGAUUCCUUCACUUGUUGAUUUAAGAAUAGUCCAACAAUACUUUGAAAUGUUUCCUGUUCAAGCUAGAAUAACCCCCAAGCACUUCAUGCCCACGCAGCACGUUCAUGCUGCGCUUUAAGCUAAGCUUAAUCGCAGAACCAUGCCUUGUGAGUAAAGAUGUUGAAGCUAAUUGUCAUCUUUAUUUUUUUACUUCAACACAAUUGGGAUCUCUUUUUUUUUUAAUACAACCAUCGCUCCCUCUGCCGCCACAUUUCCUGGCUUGACAAUUUGUGAGUCCAUGUCUGUAUCAUUUUUCCAUGUCGAUGAAUUUCAAGAACAAUCUUUGUGUCAAUAAUGAAAUGUAACAAAAGGAAAAACACAACAGUCAUGGAUGACAUUGUGUUCUUCUUCUUUAGACAACGCAAACAAAUUGAGACUGAGUCAGCAGCGCCUCUGCUGGCGGCACCCGGUAGGGCGCUCCAUUUUGCCUCCGUUGCGACGCGACACAAUCAACAACCCCACACUCAUGGAUAAAUCCGUAAAACGUUAGCGUAGCAUAGCAAGCAUGUGUUAUCCUAUGGUGCUUAACAAUGAACAUUCUCAUGCUUCAUACACCCGUAUGGAGAAGAUAUUUAACCAAAAUGAUUUUUUUUUUUUAUGCUAAAAUAUCAUUUGUGUGAUUUUGCCAAUUUGAAAAACAUAGAAAACAGAAACUCAAAAUAUUUGUGUUUAUUGGGGGAACAAAGUACUAUUUUAGUUUAUUUACCAAAUACACUUUUAAGACAAUUUUGUUAAGCACUGUAGCGUAUUGAAGAAUAUCAAAGUGGUCCCCGUAUCGCUCCAUUUUCCUGUAUGUGUUGUACACGUUAGCAUCGCGAUAUAAUAAUCAUCAUAUUAUUAUAUGUGCUUGUUUGUGGCUGCACACACACAGCGGGUGUUUCUCCAGGCAGACGAGGGGGGGUGAUGAUGAUGAUGAUGAUGAUGAUGAUGAUGAUGAUGCUUGAACAAUCCAGGCCGUGACCGGGUCACAGCGUUCCAGCCAGUUGGAAGUCUGAAACUACCUAAAAGAAAAGCUGUCAAGUUUAAACUUGGCCAUCUGUUUUCUGCUGCGUCUCAAAUGGAACACUUGCGUCAGUGCACUUCAAUAAGUACACUGGCCACACUGUGUGCUUUUUCAGUUUUGACAGAGGACGGUCGCGAUGUGUACGUUCUUCUCUCCUUUUUAAUUGGGAGUUGCGACCACUUGAGUUAACCCCUCCCCUUCCGUUACGUAGCCAAGAUGGCGACUGUUGAGGGUGCAAAGUGUCCAAUGCACACUCACCAUUAUGAGCGCAACAUCCAGGCUUCUUGCCGUACUUGUCAGUGUGCACUUAGGCAUGAAAAGACUGUGCGAGUACGCCGGUGUGCACUUACGCACUCAAAACAUUAACUGUAAGUACACAAGUGUGCACUUUUGCACUGAAAAGAUGUAGUGUAAGUGUGCCAGUGUGCACUUAUGCAUUCAGAAGACUUAAGUGUAAGUAUGCAGUGUGCACUUCCGCACUCAAUAGACUGUAAGUGUAAGUACGCCAGUGUGCAGUCAUGCACUGAAAUGCACUCAAAAGACUAAGUCUCAGUAGGCCAGUGUGCACUUUUGCACUCAGGAGACUAAACGUAGGUACGCCAACUAAGUAUGCAAGUGUGCACCUACGAACUGAAAAAGUAAGUACCCAAGUGUUCACUUGCGCAUUCAAAAGUGUAAGUAGUCCAGUCUGCACUUCCGCACUCAGUCAAGACUAAGCGCAAGUACGCCAGUGUGCACUUAUACACUGAAGAGACUGAGUGUAAGCAUGCAAAUGCACACCUACGCACUCGCAAGACUAAGUAAGUUCGCAAGUGUGUACUCACGCACUCAGAAGACUAACUGUAAGUACGCUUAUGUACUGAAAAGACUAAGUGUAAGUACGCUUAUGUACUGAAAAGACUAAGUGUAAGUACGCAAGUGCACCAAUUCAGACGCAGCCUUAGUUUGCUCGUAGAGAGUCAAUCAAAUGUCCCUUUAUCCAAGCAGUUGGGUGUAUUUUUUGUUUUUUGGAAUGAACGGUUUCCAGCCUCAUUGAAGUGAAAAAGAAACACAAAAAACAAAAACCUCCCGUCUCUUUCUCUGGCUCUUUUCCUCCACACACCUUUCUAUUUGGACUUUUAUUUCCUCUUUUCCUUUCUAAUGCAGUUUGCAGGAAAAAAGUAUGGCGUGAGCUAAAGGAUGGGAUGUUUGCUAGGACUUGUACAUAAGCAUUUUCCUCCCUUGUACUGAAAAAAGAACUUCAAUGGUUGUAUAUUGUGUAGAAAAGCAAACAAAAAGCCAUGAAUAUUGUGAAGCUUGUCAUUUCGUUUUGUGAUCACUGUGUAUUAUUGUGUAACAAAUGUGCAAAACGUU